GUUUUAGUUGUAAUUUUGUUUUGAUUGCAUUUUGCCAUUUAAACGUCUGUCGCGCUUAACAGCGACAUUUAUUAUUAUUAAUAUUAAUAAUAUUACAGCAGCUUACCCAAAAACGGCACAUUCGACUUUAAACGAGUUUUAAUUGUCGCCUUCCCUACACCACAACAUACCACACCACACGUCGCCACACCACAACAGAUCCCACCACAACCCCCACAGUUGCAGGCGAAGUCACCACAGACACGAUGCGUUUACAGGGACUCGUACAAUUGCGCAGAUAUGCGACGACGAUUGCCGCCACCCUCCGGCACACACACAAGCACACGCACACCAACACAAUGGUGCGCACGCUGGCGAGCAGCGCAUCGCCGCUGCCCGACUUCACUCAGAUAACGGACAAGGUGCAGCGUGGCAAUUACGCACAGCUAAAUGAUAAGGAUGUGGUGCACUUUGAGCAGCUAUUGGGCAAGAAUCAUGUCCUUACCGAGGAUCUGGAUGCCUACAAUAUAUGCUUCCAAAAGCGCAUACGCGGCAACAGCAAACUGGUGCUUAAGCCGGGCAGUACCGACGAGGUCGCCGCCAUUCUGCGCCACUGCAACGAGCGACGACUGGCUGUGGUGCCACAGGGUGGCAACACCGGCCUGGUGGGCGGAUCUGUGCCGAUUUGUGAUGAGAUUGUGUUGUCGCUGCAGCGACUGAAUAAGGUUCUAUCUGUGGAUGAGGUCACGGGCAUUGCCAUCGUCGAGGCCGGUUGUAUUUUGGAGAACUUUGAUCAACGUGCCCGCGAUGUGGGUCUUACCGUACCCCUCGAUCUGGGCGCCAAGGCCAGCUGCCAUAUUGGUGGCAAUGUUUCGACGAAUGCUGGCGGUGUUCGCGUUGUUCGCUAUGGCAACUUGCAUGGCUCGGUGCUGGGCGUGGAGGCAGUGCUGGCCAGUGGCCAGGUCCUUGAUCUGAUGUCGAAUUUCAAAAAGGACAACACCGGCUAUCAUAUGAAGCAUCUGUUCAUCGGUUCCGAGGGCACCUUGGGUGUGGUUACAAAGCUGUCAAUGCUCUGUCCCCAUGCCUCCAAGUCGGUGAAUGUCGCCUUCAUUGGCCUCAAUUCCUUUGAUGAUGUCCUCAAGACGUUCGUCAGUGCCAAACGCAAUCUCGGCGAGAUACUCAGCUCCUGCGAGCUCAUCGAUCACCUUGCCUUCGACAAUGCCCUCGAUCACUACAAGUUUCUCAAAUCCCCAAUUACCGGAUACCCAUUCUAUAUGCUGAUUGAGACGUCGGGCAGCAAUGCAACACACGAUGAGGAGAAGAUCAAUCAGUUCAUUAGCGAUGGCAUGGAACGGGGCGAGAUAAUCGAUGGCACCGUAACCGGUGAUCCCGGCAAGGUGCAGGAGAUAUGGAAAAUCCGCGAGAUGGUCCCGCUGGCCCUAAUCGAGAAGAGUUUCUGCUUCAAAUAUGACAUCUCGUUGCCGCUCCGUGACUUCUAUGGCAUUGUCGAUGUGUUGCGCGAGCGGUGCGGUCCCUUGGCGACAAUCGUCUGCGGCUAUGGCCAUUUGGGUGACUCCAAUCUGCAUUUGAAUGUGUCCUGCGAACACUUCAACGAGGACAUUUACAAGCGGGUCGAGCCCUUCGUUUACGAGUACACCUCACAGCUGAAGGGCAGCAUCAGUGCCGAGCAUGGCAUUGGUUUCCUCAAAAAGAACUAUCUGCACUAUUCCAAGAAUCCCAUUGCCAUCGAUUGGAUGCGCGACAUGAAGAAAAUGUUCGAUCCCAAUGCCAUACUCAAUCCCUACAAAAUGCUUAAUUAAUAAGCCCAACCAGUCACUCGAUCAAAUCUUUGUUUGUGCGCUCUUUUUUUUUGUAAUUUUAAAAUGUAAAGCUUUUAAUACAUGUAAUAAAUUGAUUGUUUAAACUUUAA
Drosophila grimshawi is the source of this 1909-nucleotide messenger RNA. RefSeq names its product D-2-hydroxyglutarate dehydrogenase, mitochondrial (gene D2hgdh). NCBI's taxonomy places the organism in Eukaryota, Metazoa, Arthropoda, Insecta, Diptera, Drosophilidae. Gene Ontology annotation, cellular component: mitochondrion. Gene Ontology annotation, molecular function: FAD binding; catalytic activity. Bases 246 to 1799 code for a protein of 517 amino acids. The record is from RefSeq and is a predicted model, not a curated record. The transcript has 5 exons.